Messenger RNA from Pseudogymnoascus verrucosus, 1575 nucleotides. RefSeq lists its product as uncharacterized. Lineage: Eukaryota; Fungi; Ascomycota; Leotiomycetes; Thelebolales; Thelebolaceae. The record is from RefSeq and is a predicted model, not a curated record. The transcript has 6 exons. The coding region runs from base 376 to 1440 and encodes 354 amino acids.
CAACCUCUUUCCCCAAUAAGCCCUGCUCUCAGCUUUUGACGCUAUAAAAGGGCUUUUGGUUACAGGGUCCUUCUUCCUUCUUACAACAUUGACCACUUCGAUCUUGCGCUUCGAUCAUGCUUUGAUCGAAGACCUCUUCGCAAACCCCUCCAUCCAUCUUCCAACAUCGUUCACUUCGAUCUUGUCUUGGUUGAGGAACUCUACAUUCAACACAUGCCUUUGGGGCCUACGGAGCCUUUCGAAGCUUACUUUGCAUUCAAUAUCUGAUACUCCUCUCUAAUAAUUGAGUUUGCCCACGUCGAUCUCAGCGCAUUCGCCAACUCCGAUCUUCAAGCCUCGGUUUCGGUUACUCUGCUUCAAAUUCAGUCGGUAGCAAUGGCUAUCUCCGAAUCCCUUAAAGGGGUAUCGGUUUCUAUCUCAAUCAAUGGGAUCGAGAGCCGGGAAUACAAGGCCCCAGAAGAGGAACAGCAUCAUUAUCCAAAGCAAACUAAGCUUAUAUAUAUCGAGUCUAUCUCCGGAACGAAUUACGCCAUUCUCAGCAAGGUCGACCCGCAAUACAGGCUUAAAUCCGCCCUUGAGUUCCAAAUUCAAGUUGACAACACAAAGUUGUCAGUCGCCCCUCUAUUUGUUCCAAAGAAGAUGUCUAAUUCCUGGAUGAGAACUACCGACGGGAUGGAGCAGAUCAACAGACACGGAAAAGAAUCGAAGCGGCUAUUCAAAUUCUCCGACAUUAAACUGGUUGACACCAGUGAUAAAAACCGUGUUCGAAACGACGCAAAUGCCGCAAAGCACGUUGGGGAAAUCAGAGUCACCGUGUUCCGCAAGCAAAUUCUCGAGCAGACAAGCGCUGAGACUGGAGGCCAGCGCAAUAACACUAAUCUUGAGAUCGCCGAAAAGGCCGUGAAGGGGCAAUCAAUCUCCCAUGGUACCGAGUUCGGAGAGGCGAUCCGUACCAGAAGCCGCGCAAUCAUUUUUGAGACGAAACCUGCAAGGGGAGCCCGUGAACCGGCUGCGGUUUUCAUCUUCAGAUACCGAUCGAGAGAAGCGCUGCAGGCUGAGCACAUCAUCCCAAGGGCUCAAAGUGAAGAUAUCUUGCACGGAUACUCUGAAGAGGACAUUCGCCGCAUUGCACGGGAGCGCCUAUCUGAAACUCAAGACAGUAAGGUGAAUAUUAAGAAAGAGCUUAAUGCUGAUGGGGGACUUUGGGCCAAACGCUCAACUAAAGAGAAAAGUUACACGUUCGAUCUCACCGGAGACGAAGUAGUGGAAGUUGAGGAGACAAAGGCCCCGAAGCCGCCAGCGGAGACUGUCGAUCUCUGUGGUAGCAACGAAAUGGAGCCUGGGGCAUGUGGUAGCACGGAUCCGAUUCAGCCGGGGGGUCUUUUUUUUGAGGAUGAGGAUCGAGGUGGGAACGGCGACGAGUAUUACUUCGGAUUUUGAAUUCGGAGUCGCUGGUAAAGCAGGGAGCCUUGGAGUUGGGUAGAUAAGAGAAGAUGGCCAUUUUGAGAGAUUUCAACUGGUAAGCUACAUUAGAUUUAUGGCAAUAUUGGGCUGGGGAGUAGUGAUCAAAGGAAG